Cottoperca gobio is the source of this 9950-nucleotide messenger RNA. It is a transcript of the gene tspoap1, whose product is annotated as TSPO associated protein 1. Gene Ontology annotation, molecular function: protein binding. The coding region runs from base 299 to 6619 and encodes 2106 amino acids. Lineage: Eukaryota; Metazoa; Chordata; Actinopteri; Perciformes; Bovichtidae. The record is from RefSeq and is a predicted model, not a curated record. The transcript is spliced from 33 exons.
CACGGGCUGUGUGACACUGGUGCCUCACAUAUAAACAAAACACUUCUUGCAUGGCUCUGUGGACCUUUAACAACUAACGUAAACAGUCUCAAUGUGGUUAGAGAGCUGAUAAAAGUACCUAAGGUUGAAAGAGGAUGACUCCAUUGAUGAAAAGUUAAGAGUUGAGUCCGCUGAGAGUGACCUGAAGUGAUAAUUGCAUGCUGCAUGUCUGAUAACCACCCAUCACCCACCUGCACUUCCUCUCAGUUCUGAUGCAUGGCCCCCUCUUUAGAUAUGAAUACGUCUCGCCGUUCCUUGCAUGUUGUGCUGUGAGAGUGGCAUCAUGAGGGAAGACAGGGAUAAUCCUCUGACACUGUCAUCCAAGAAACCAUGCCUGGGCCAGGCGGACUAUGGACGAGAGCUGGAGAAGCUGCGUGCUGAUUGGGAUGCAGAGAAGAAGCUAACGCAGCGGGCCCGUGGACACCUCUCUGUGGAGCUGAGGCACCUGCGGCAAGAAGCAGAGAGGGAACAGCAGAGGGCUGUGAGGGAGCUGGCAGCCAGACGAAGGUGCCAAAAGGACGGGCACUCUAACAGAAACCAGCGUCUGCUGGCUAAGGAGGUGAACAUUAACGACAGUGGACGUCACACUGAAGUCGAGUCCACAGAAAAAGAGGCUUUUUGUUUGUGUGGUGGAGAAACUUACACUAAGCUUGAGCAGUUGCUGCUGACGCUAUAUGAGAAGAUAAAUGGUGAGCAGGCAGUCUAUAAAUUGCAUCACAGGCAGGAAUUGGAGCUAGAAAAGGCCAUCUUCCUCUGCCACCUGCUAGAGGCCCAUGGAAGACUGUUGCAGGGAAGGCAAAGAGCAGGAAAGCCCAGCUACAUUUCUAACAGUCUCUCAAGAAAGCCAACUCUGGAAGACGGUAGUAACUCCUGUCAGACAAAGCCUCUUCUAACCUGCUCCAGGGCCUUGCCACAGAGAUCCCAGACUGCUUCCCACUCACCUAAAAAGAAAACCAAACAAGAUCUGAGAGAGCAGCCUUCAGGGAGGGCCGUCUGUGCAGCUGACCCCUGCACCUCCGCUGCAGUUGUGGACACCUGUCAGAGUGGCUCGCUGACAAUUUGUCACCCUCACAACGCUCCCCAUGCAGGCUGGGACGACCAGCCCCCCUACUGCGCCGAGUCCUCUGGGUCAGACAAGUCAUCGCCCUCCAAAUGCAUGGACAGAAACAUGGAGAGAGUGAUGUAUGACCUGUGCACUCGGCCUGAGCAGCCAGAGCCUGCACCUGCACACACAGGGAUGGAGAGCCGCGAGGUGGCCGAAGCUCUUGGGCAACAACAGCAGGAGUUGAGGGAGUCGGAAGAGCAGGAUGAUAAGCAUCGUGGGCUCUUGGACAAGGCAGACCCAACUACGGCUAAUAUCACUUCAACGUCGUUGUUAGGGAAAAGGCACCACUCACUUUAUGCAAAUCUCAAUGGUUUUGAAGUGGAAGGCUUACGCACGAAUGGUACCGACUAUGGCUUCCUGGUGCGUCAGAACUCUGAGCUCUUGCGAGCCCUCGAUGAGCUGGAGAAGACUUGUACCACACUGAGGGAGGAGAAUGGCCUGCUGCGGAAGAGCAGCGCACCAGAGACCGAGGAGAAGGUCAGGCGGCUGAGGAGAAAGAACACAGAGCUGUCUGUUCUUGCUAAGAGGCUGGAAGAGAGAGCUCGAAAACUGCAGGAGGCCAACCUCAGAGUGGUGAAUUCCCCGUCACUGAUGAGACCCGGGUCAGUGGAGCAGUACAAGAGGGCGUUUGCCCGUCAGAGAGCUCGGGACCUUGCCCAGCACGCCGAUGCUCUGCUGUCUAAAGACAAAGAGAUCGCUGCCCUACAGCACGAGUGCAGAGAGCUGGAGGCUCGGCUCGGCACCACCAAGGGCUCCCCUGGUCCAUCUGGCAGAGUGGAAUUUGAGAGGCUUCUCAGGGAGUCUCAGAGGGAGGUGCUGCGGCUCCAGAGGCAGCUGUCGGUCACAUCAUCCGGACAUCAGCACGACCAUAGUCUCGACUCCAGCGGCCCAGGGAAGUGUGGGGAAAUCCAGGAGGAGGAUGAGGAGCAGGGGGAGGAGGAAGAAGAAGAAAAGGUUGUAGGAGAGACCCCGUGUGUGGUAUUAGAUGAAGCUCCAUCCAGGUGUGAGAAGACUCCCGGAGAGGAGGAGGAGUCGGGGCUGCGAGUAACCCCCCAACCGGGCCUUAGCCCGACCCCCUCCCAUCAGGAGGAGCACACAGAGGAGCAGCACCUACAGUUUCUGGAAAGUGAGCUGAGCAAGAAGAGAAAAGAAUGUGAAAACUUUGAGCAUGAAGUAAAGAAGCGACAGAAGAGAUGUCUGGAUUUGGAGAGCCAGCUUGAGGAUGAGCGAGGCAAAAAUGAGCGACUAAAGGAGGAGGCAGAUCUCCUCAGGAGGAAGGCGCAGCUGCUCGACCAGACUCGGGCUGAGAAUGAGGAGCUGAGGGAAGAUCUCUCUGAAGUGACCGCUCAACACAAUUCAGUUCUCGAGGAGAACCAGAGACUCCGUGCCAAACUGGAGGACCUAGAGCAGGUCCUAAAGCAUAUGCGAGAGGUCGCCGAGCGAAGGCAGCAGCUGGAAUUGGAACAUGAGCAGGCACUGGCUAUCCUUAAGUUCAAACAGGAUGAAAUCAAACGGUUACAGCGGGCUCAGUUAUAUGCCAAGAGGGAGCAUGAAGGAGUGGUUCAGAUGCUGGAGAGUACACUGGACUGCAUGCAGUCAAAGGUACGAGACCUGGAGGACAAAUGUCGCAGCCAGAGCGAACAGUUCGGCAUGCUGUCCCAAGAGUUGGAGAAGUUUCGACUGCAGGCCUCGAAGGCGGACCUGGCCAGCGCUAGCCUCUUCAACAAUUCCAGCCUCUCUGUUCUGACCAAUGGGGUGGGUCUGACUACAGAGCGAGACUGCACUGGUGGCUCAUGGGAUAUGGUGUCUCUGGGUGAUAUAGCCUUCUGGAGUCUCGAGGGAGGUGACACUCUCUCCUGCCCUGAGGAUGUGGCCGCUGCGCUGCGGCUGGGGGCCACCCCCCACGCUGCAGGGCUGUCCCGGGUGGAGCGAUCGCCUGUCACCAAGCAUCGAGAGCUGCCCACCAUUAGCGUCAGCAAGUCAGGCUCUUCCUCCAGCAAGUCAGAGACCGCACACCUCACCCCCAAGUCUGACACCCACCUCAGUCCGCACAAAUCAAGCCCAACACAUGAGGUGGACACUGCCAGUGAAGUGGAGGAGCUGGACAUUGAUGUAGCCCCGGCUCCUUACACAGCCAGCAGAGGAGCAGCAAAGCUUCAGGUUUUCAUUGCAAGAUACAGCUAUAAUCCCUAUGAUGGCCCCAAUGACAACCCUGAAGUGGAGCUUCCACUCACUGCAGGAGAAUACAUCUACGUGUAUGGAGACAUGGAUGACGAUGGCUUCUAUGAAGGUGAGCUGAUGGAUGGACGGCGAGGGCUGGUCCCCUCUAACUUUGUGGAACGCGUAUCGGACGAUGAUGUCAUGAGCACCCACCAUCCAGAGACAGCGGACAUGUCCCAUAACUCCCUGCUCGACAGCAGCCUGCACAGUGCCAGCCACCAGCAUCACCUCCACAUAGGAAGGACAGAGGCCUCAGCCGCCUCAGCCCCUGCCUCAGCCCCCUCAGAUACAGCAUCGGCCUUGGCUGUCCCAGCCCCCCUCACCAACGGCCUGGACCUGGAUUUGGAGGAGGUGGGAGUGGACAUUGUGCCUUACCCACGUAAGCUUACCCUCAUCAAGCAGCUUGCCAAGAGCAUCAUCAUCGGCUGGGACCCUCCGUUGGUGCCGGCUGGGUGGGGCAAUGUGUGGAGCUAUAAUGUGUAUGUGGACCAGGAGCUGCGGCUCAAUGUGCCCUUCGGUGCCCAGACCAAAGCGGUGCUGGAGCGGUUGGACAUAAACCUCAAGGCCUACCGCGUGUCAGUGCAAAGCCUGACAGAGAAGGGCCCCUCAGACCAGAUGCGCUGCAGCAUGCUGGUUGGUCGGGACGUUUGUGUGGCGCCCACGCAGCUGCGCGUGGAGAGGAUCACCGCCACCUCUUCCAACCUGUCCUGGCUGCCCAGCAACAGUAACUAUGUGCACAUUGUGUCCUUGAACGAGGAGGAGUGCGAGCUGGUGAAGGCUGGCUGCUACUCGCUGUGCCUCAAUAACCUCUUGCCCAGCCUGCAGUACACAGUCAAAGUGGAGGCACGGCCACACCGCACGCCAUGGGAAUUACCCGUGGAGCGACGCGAACACAGAAGCGCUACAAUCACCUUCACCACACUGAUGGCAGGUCCCCCUGAUGCUCCUCUGGAUGUACAGCUGGAGCACGGCCCCUCCCCGGGCAUCGCCCUCAUCAGCUGGCUGCCAGUCACUAUAGAUGCUUCCGGGACCUCCAACGGAGUCCGUGUCACUGGAUACACGAUAUAUGCUGACAAGAAAAAGGUGCUGGAGGUGUCUUCCCCAACGGCCGGCAGUGCCCUGCUGGGCCCCUCUCAGAUGCAGUCCCUGCUGGCAGCUCGGGAGCUCACUGUCCGCACCAUGUCCGCCCACGGGGAGUCCUGCGACUCUCUGCCAGUCAAUGUGCCCACCAAGCUGGCUGCCAUCAUGGCAGGUCCAGCUUUCACCGCCCCAGUUGUGCCAGCCCAACCCUGCAGCCCUACAGGUUGCAGUAACCUGUCCUCACCGCCGUCCUACGAACACUCUGCUGCCAAAGUCUCCAUGCUGCCCAGCACUUUGCCAUCAGACACAAACAUCACUGGCCUCGCAGUGGAGGCUGCUGCCAACCCUCCUCAUGCUCUCCACUCAGAAAAUCUUCUCUUGUCUGCUUCAUAUGUGAACGCCUGGGCCAACCCCUCUUCUGCUGAUGCCAUGGCUGUGUGUGAGGCCAUAUUACCGGGAGACUCCACCAUUACUCCUGUGGUUGAUGUAACCUCCCCCACCGCCUCAGCACCUCAACCAUCUAUAGUAGCAGCAGCUGCAGAAGCCCCAGUCAUGGUGGCAGCAGCAGUAGCAGCCGUGUUGGAGCAGCGCAGAGACACCGCCAGCCCUGGAACAAUACGUCCUUUCCCAUCUAUCACAGAUUUCAUGGAGGACCCCAGUGCCAAGCUCCUCGGGACCCCUGAGCGCGUCCCUACCCCACCCAAAGCCCCGAUCACAAACCUCCUUAACCCUCAGAACAUUAACGUCCACCGACCCCCCAGCUCCUCUCCGCUGGAGUCCGAGGCGGAGGAGGAUCAAGAGAAUACCCGCUUGGUGUCCAUUGAGGAGUUCUUGACACAGGACAAAGAGCCAGCGUACAGGAAGCAGCAGAGUUACAGCAGAGGGCUUGUGGAGCCUCCCGGUGACUACCUCGCAGACAACAGCCGCUCAGAUCUGUCCGACAUCCUGGAGGAGGAGGAGGAGGAACUUUACUCCGACCACUUUGGAGAAGCACAGGCCAGGGGCUACUCAGUCAGAGCACUAAGGGAGCCCAGCCAGGUCCCUCCAGCUGAGGCAGGUCCAUCGUGGGGAGUGCAGGCUGAGCUCUCUUCUAAACCAGCGUGCUUGCAGGCCAGGCAACUCAGAGGUGGUGUUGAUUCCCCAAAGAUCAAAGUCGACGGUGACAUCCGUAUCUUUGUGGCCCUCUUCCCGUACGAUCCUGUCUCUAUGUCACCUAAUCCUGAUGCUGCUGAGGAAGAGCUGCCCUUCACUGAAGGACAGAUCAUCAAAGUUUAUGGAGAUAAAGACGCAGACGGGUUCUACAGAGGAGAGUCUGCUGGUCACCUGGGCUACGUGCCGUGUAACAUGGUGUCUGAGAUCCAGGUGGAGGACGAGGAGACCCGGCAGCAGCUACUGCAGCAGGGCUUCUUGUCCACAGCGGCCUCCAUGGAGAAGAUCGGCACUCGCACACACGCACAGCUUCCCCGUCGCCCUGUUCCACCGCCGAAACCGAGACGAUCCAAGAAAGUGGAGUCUGCGGCGCUCUGGGAGGAGAGCUUAGACUCCUCCAGCCAAGAUCCCAGCCAGACUGCCGCUGCUCCUGCAGCUGUGGGGAACCCCGCCCCAGGAGCUCGCAGGAUGGUCGCCAUCUUUGAUUAUGAUCCACGAGAGAGCUCCCCAAACAAUGAUAUAGAGGCUGAGCUGACCUUCAGUGCAGGAGACAUCAUACAUGUGUUUGGUGACAUGGACGAAGAUGGCUUCUUCUACGGAGACUUGAAUGGACACAGCGGCCUGGUGCCCUCCAACUUCCUGCAGGCCGUACCAGAGGAAGCUGAGGCUCAGCCAGCACCAGAACACAGGAAAGAAUUACAGGAUACCGGGACGUCUUCUACAGAGCCACAAGACCCCGGGCCCUCAACCCUCGAAGAGGCUUUCCCUGACCCGACGGAGCACACAAACCUGGCACCCAAACUGGCACCCGCUGCGAGCUUCGCGUCGGACCUGGACCCAGCUCCAGCUCCAGCUCCAGCUCCAGCUCUAGCAGCAGUGGAGGCCUGCUGCUCCCCUCCAGCCCCCCUCCCUCCAGCAGACAGCCCUGCACAGACAGACUGCUCCCCACAAGGCAAGAAGAAGAAAAGCUUUUUCUCCAAAGGCAAGAAGCUGUUCAAAAAGCUGGGAUCCAGCAAGAAAGAAUGAGUCAGGACAUCUGACUCAGAAUACUCGCGUCACAUUGAAAGCACUUUUUCUAUCUCCACUGUUAGUCUCAGUCGGUAGUCGGCACGGUGAGUGGCUAUCAGAUCUAAUAACUGAUGCUGUAACCGUCAGUAAUUCUACAUUUGCCUUAGAGCACUGCUAGCAGCUGUUACAUUUAGAGUACGUCAACAUACCGCUUACAGCAUCACACGAGCAUGUCGAUGUGCAUGUUGAAGUGUGCAGAUACAUUCUCUGAAUACUACCUAACUAUCUAAGCAUUUGCAAAUGUUCAACUCAAUAGGCUUUACUGCUCGAUAUAAAACACUAAGUUAUCUCUCAAUGGAUCGGUUUUAUUUAUAACAAUAUGAUACAGAACGAUAUUGAACAGCACAGCAGACUUCAGCCCAGACACGCACAGAUAAUGAAAUGUUGGCUUUACCGUUCAUGUACUGGUGCCACUUUAUUGAUUUGAAAGCAGACGAACAGAAGCAGCAGUCUAUCUCUUCCUCUGUGUGACUAAAGAAUGCACUACCCAUCCCGAGCGGAUGUAUUUUAAAUAUCUUUCUGCUUGUCCCUCACAUUUGUUUCGUGUCUAUAAGAGUAUUUAUACUUUGUACAGAACUUGUUAUUUAUUUGUGUCAGACUCUCGCCCUAACCAUCACCACAUUGCAUGAAGUGACAUCAGGGCAGGAGGUUAGUCAUACAGACAGAAGGUCAUGACCUACUCUGAUAAGGGUAGUUUAGAUUUAGUUAGUUAUGGGGUUCAAGGUGUGUGUGUGUGUGUGUGUGUGUGUGUGUGUGUGUGUGUGUGUGUGUGUGUGUGUGUGUGUGUGUGUGUGUGUGUGUGUGUGUGUGUGUGUGUGUGUGUGUGUGUGUGUGUGUGUGUGUGUGUGAGAACAGAUGCCUUUCAAACAUUAGCACGGAAACUCUCGAUGUUUGUGACAACAGUCACAACUGGCUUAAAUGUUGCAUAAUACAUAUGUUCUGUCUGUGUGGGAGACGUGCAGCGUGUACAAAAACAAUGUAGUAUCUGGUGAUCAGUAUGCUGCUCUAUUAGCUAAUACGCUGACAUCUAAUUAUUAUUAUUAAAUCAUUAUCGAUUUAAUCUUUCGGCCUGUAAAACAAUAAAGAAACGGCCAUCACAGUUUCCUACAGCACACAGUGAUGUCAUGAAACAUCUUGUUUUGUCAGACCAACACUUCAAAACCCAAACAUAUUCAACGUACUGUGAUGUAGGAGCAAAAAAGCUAAUUCUCACAUUUGAGGACCUAAAAUCCAUCAAAUAUUUGGCAUUUGUGCUUAAAUUCAUAAUCAUAAUAGUUGCUAAUCAAUUUUCUCUAGAUCGACUUAUCCAGGAGUUUUCAAAGUCUAACGGUGUGUGUUAAGUUUAAUGUACUUAAAGUACAAAAGGUAAAAGACUCAUUAUGCAGAAUGACCCCUUGUCAAAAUAAUAUAUAUUAUAUUGUUGCAUUAUCAUUUUGGAUGCAUUAAUGUGUUCAUCACUUUAAGUUGCAGCUGGUGAAGUUGGAUAUUAACUAGUUGUUAUAUUGCAGCGUAGUUGAUUCAUAUUUUGUAUUUAUGAUCUGAAUCUAAAAAGUAACUAUUAACUAACGUUAAAUGGGUCAAAUAUUGGCUUCCAAAAUGUAGUCAAGUAGCUUAAAAUGGAAAUACUCAAGUAAAGUACAAGUACCUGAACAUUAUAAUACUAUUAGUAUUGAAAAGAAUCUAUUAAGCAACUUGAAAUAAGUUAAUAUUAAUGGAUUUCUUUAUAAUAAUAAUGUUCUAUAAGGGGAUAAUCGUGCUCCAAGUUUUGGAACUACAGUUCCCAUGAUUCUAGGGAGUUAGCUGCGGGCUACAACUUGAGCCGUGUAUUUUAGCCUAUAUUUGUUUACAAUUCUUUUCCAAAAGGACUCUGCAAUAACCUUUUCAUGUAUCUUUUCUUUUGCCUCCAUGUCUAAGUAUAGUGAAGUUCAACAUGCGGUGUGUUAACAGCCCGUGCAGUGUAGCGAGGAUUCGUUCUUUGUGUCCAAACAUGUGCAUCAGAAAAGUAUAGACAACUUUAGCAAUAUAGCUUAUUGUGUACAGCAAUACUAGAACAGAAAUCUAACGAUUCUGUAUCUUGUAAUGAAGGUGUAGUUCUGAGUUGUGCUGUGAGUGUGUGCACCCGGCCUUAGUAUUGAGCGUGUUAGCAGUUACAACACAUUCUGAUUAGAUCUUUUUCUCUGUGGCACAGGGCUGUUAAGUAACUUCUCAGGUUUUUACUUGUAGUUUCUUAUUAACGCUGAGCCACUUGUUGACUCUGGCUGUCAAAAAUAAACUGCAGAAUAUGCCAAAAUCUUAGGUGCUUUGCCCGUUACCGUAGCUACGAGAGAGCAGGCAUCCAGCAGCGUGGGGAUAUACUCGGUGGGAGUCAACGAUACGUGAAGGUUCCUCUUUUGAAGAUCAGGCCUGAUUUCACUCGUGCUGCUUGAUGGAGUCACACCUGAUGACGCAAGUUGGAGGCAAAUAGUUUUUCUUUACUGUCAUGAAUGUUUUAUUUGUGUGUCAGUGUUGCAUAAAGGGAGCAUGAUGACGCCAAGACAAAGACACUUUAGAUGUGAGAUAGACUGAGUCUGUACUGUAUGUUUAGUUUGUUUUGUUUUCUAAGAGGGUUGGAUGCUCAAAAGUUGCCGAAAUGUACAGCGAAUAUUUGUACUGAUCUUGUAUUUGACGGCCUUUUAAUGCACAAGUAUUCCUCUACCUGCUGUGUAGUGAGUAGGCGGCUCCGCUGUUGACUGAAUAGCUCCCACGUAGGUCGUAUUUUAGCUCAGUUGAUCAUAUUUAGCCUUACAAGAAGACCUUGUUUAGUCUUUAAUAUGUUGUUUACAGGCUGUUUAUUGACUGCAUGCAUACCAAUGUUAUACCCAUGUUCGGCCUUAUUUAUGUUACUGUCAUAUUUAUGUUUCUAGGCGGACCUGUCUACAAUAUUUGAGUUGUAGAUUGUCAAUGCAGUGGAGAAGAAGUUGUGUGUAUAUAAUGAACAGUGUUGGGACAGUGUGGUAUAUUUUCAUACAGCGCGGGAAACUUCUUCUUUUUUUGUCUUCCUGACCUGCAUUCAUUGUUUGAAAGUGGAAGAUUUACCUUUUUUUAUAUAUUUAAUGUUUUUAAUACUCAUCUGUAAAUAUUUUUGUUAAUAUUGUUUUUCAGAUUCUUUUUUUUUUUUUUUUGCAUGUCCGGGCAAUGUUGAGGGAGGAACAGAAACUGAAGAUGUAGUAACAGAGGACUUGAAGUUGUGAUGGUUUGUUUCAAUAUGGAUCUUUUUACAGGAAUAAAGUAUGUAUAUUUUCACAGAAAA